AUGGCUGUCAUAAAAAGAGGAGCACGUAAGAAGGACGUCAAGGAGCCUAAGAAAAGAUCUGCAAAAAUCAAAAAAGCUACGUUUGAUGCCCAUAAAAAGAAAGAGGUAGGCGUUUCUGAUUUGACACUUUUGUCAAAAAUAUCUGAUGAGUCUAUUAAUGAAAAUUUGAAGAAACGGUUUAAAAAUGGAAUUAUUUAUACCUACAUUGGCCAUGUGUUGAUUAGUGUAAAUCCAUUCCGCGAUUUGGGUAUAUAUACAGAUUCUGUUUUAGAGUCCUAUAAGGGCAAAAAUAGACUAGAAGUUCCACCUCAUGUCUUUGCAAUUGCAGAGUCUAUGUACUAUAAUCUUAAAUCAUACAACGAAAAUCAAUGUGUCAUUAUUUCUGGUGAAUCAGGCGCUGGUAAGACUGAAGCAGCCAAGCGUAUUAUGCAGUAUAUCGCAGCUGCAUCUAGUAGCCAUUCAGAAUCAAUUGGGAAGAUUAAAGACAUGGUUCUAGCCACGAAUCCUCUCCUUGAGUCGUUUGGCUGUGCUAAAACGUUGCGGAACAAUAACUCGUCGAGACAUGGGAAGUAUCUGGAGAUUAAAUUCAACUCUCAAUUUGAACCUUGUGCAGGUAAUAUCACGAACUAUCUAUUAGAAAAACAAAGAGUUGUAAGUCAAAUUAAACACGAAAGGAACUUUCAUAUUUUUUACCAAUUCACUAAAGGUGCGUCUGAUGCAUAUAGACAAACAUUUGGCGUACAGAUGCCCGAACAAUACAUAUAUACAGCUGCGGCCGGCUGUACUUCUGCAGACACAAUUGAUGAUGUGAAGGAUUACCAAGGGACCUUAGAGGCUAUGAGAACUAUUGGUUUGGUCCAAGAAGAACAGGAUCAAAUAUUCAGAAUGCUGGCAGCAAUUCUAUGGAUUGGUAACAUUUCUUUUAUAGAAAAUGAGGAGGGAAAUGCUCAAGUAAGAGACACAUCGGUGACGGAUUUCGUUGCAUAUUUGCUACAAGUUGAUGCCUCAUUAUUGAUAAAAUGCUUAGUCGAAAGAAUUAUGCAGACUAGUCAUGGAAUGAAAAGGGGCUCGGUUUACCAUGUGCCUCUAAACGCAGUUCAAGCAACAGCUGCGAGGGAUGCUCUUGCAAAAGCAAUCUAUAAUAAUUUAUUUGACUGGAUCGUUGACAGGGUUAAUCUAUCUUUGCAAGCCUUCCCUGGUGCCGAUAAGUCAAUUGGAAUUCUGGAUAUUUAUGGUUUCGAAAUUUUUGAGCAUAACUCCUUUGAGCAAAUAUGCAUCAAUUACGUUAAUGAAAAACUACAACAGAUUUUUAUUCAAUUAACUUUAAAAGCUGAGCAAGAUACUUAUGAAAGAGAAAAAAUCAAAUGGACACCUAUCAAGUAUUUCGAUAAUAAGGUUGUCUGUGAUUUGAUCGAAGCGAAAAGGCCGCCGGGAAUCUUUGCUGCGAUGAAUGAUUCCAUUGCAACCGCCCACGCGGAUUCUAAUGCCGCUGAUCAAGCAUUUGCUCAAAGACUAAACCUAUUUAAUUCAAAUCCUUAUUUUGAAUUGAGAGCGAACAAAUUCGUCGUUAAGCAUUAUGCAGGUGAUGUCACAUAUGAUAUUGAUGGUAUCACUGACAAAAACAAGGACCAACUCCAAAAGGACCUGAUCGAGCUAGUUGGCACAACUACAAAUAGGUUUCUUUCUACGAUGUUUCCAGACGAUGUUGAUAAGGAUUCAAAACGACGUCCCCCAACUGCAGGUGAUAAAAUCAUCAAAAGCGCAAAUGAACUGGUAGAAACUUUGUCAAAGGCCGAACCAUCUUACAUUAGAACAAUCAAACCAAACCAAACUAAAUCGCCAGAUGAGUAUGACGAUUAUCAGGUGCUUCACCAAGUGAAGUAUUUGGGUUUGCAGGAAAAUGUUCGUAUCAGAAGAGCGGGUUUUGCGUAUAGACAAACUUUUGAAAAGUUUGUCGAAAGGUUCUAUUUACUGUCUCCUGAUUGUUCAUAUGCAGGUGAUUACACCUGGGAUGGUGAUACCCUUGAAGCAGUUAAAUUAAUCCUGAGAGAUGCGUCGAUUCCAGGAAAGGAAUUUCAGCUUGGGGUAACGAGCGUGUUUAUUAAAACUCCGGAAUCCCUUUUUGCUCUGGAAGACAUGCGGGAUAAAUAUUGGUUCAAUAUGGCAGCUAGAAUUCAACGGGCAUGGAGAAGAUUCUUGCAGAGACGUAUUGACGCUGCGAUUAAGAUUCAGCGUACUAUUAGGGAGAAAAAAGGUGGUAACAAGUAUGAAAAGCUUCGUGACAGUGGUACCAAACUCUUAGGUGGUAGAAAGGAGAGAAGAUCUAUGUCACUGCUUGGAUAUAGAGCUUUCAUGGGUGAUUAUCUGUCUUGUAAUGAGUCCAAAACAAAAGGUUCAUAUAUCAGAAGACAAGCGGGGAUCAAGGAGAAAGCUGUUUUUUCGAUGCAAGGGGAAUGCUUACAUUCAAAAUUUGGCAGGUCAGCUCAAAGGUUAAGAGCAGUAUUUAUCUUAACAAAGAAGGCACUUUAUAUUGUUGGACAAACACGAGUACAAAAUGCCAUGAAAUAUACACAGGAUUAUGGAAUCGAUAUCAAUAAAAUCAGACAAGUGAAUUUAACGAAUCUUCAAGACGAUUGGAUUGGUAUCAUUCUCGCUAACAGUACACAACCUGAUCCAUUUAUUAAUACACCUUUCAAGACGGAAUUGGUCACGCGUAUGAAGAAAUUGAAUGAAAAGAUAAUAAUUAAUGUAAGUCCUACGAUUGAUUACCACAAACAACCUGGUAAAUCUCAUACUGUUCGUUCGAAAAUCAGCGACUCAGCACCAAAAUAUAGUGAUAUUUAUAAGUCUAGUACGAUCUUUGUGCGUCGCGGGCACCCUCCUAAUUCCAAGUCGAACAAGAAACCUAAGAAUCCAGGUGGGCUUGAGGGAAGGCCGAUCAAAAGCAAAAAAAGUAACCAUACACACACACAUAAACACAAGCAUAGUCAUAGAUCUCAGGGAAAGGCUCAAAAAAAACAACCGUUGCCUGCGCAAAAGUUAAAAAGCAAUCCGUUGUCCCUGGCGGCUACAGCUGCACAAGCAGCAUACAACCCUAAACCAGCUUCUAGUAGCAAAACCGUGACCCCCAAAUCUGCUGCAAAAGCAAGCUUAACGAAUACCUCAAAGCCCUCUUCUAAGGAAAGAACCCAAGCAAAAAAUGUCUCUUCGAUUCAUAAAUCAUUAUCAAGUAAAGGAACGAAAACACCAGUGCCACCUCCAAAAAAGGUAGAUGGAAGUCAAAAACCGUUAAAGGAAAAAACCUCAAAUAUUCCAGUUCCACCUCCCCCUCCUCCUAUGGGUGAACCUGAAGAUCCAAAAUUUGAAGCCGCAUACGAUUUCCCAGGUUCUGGAUCUGCUUCAGAGUUGCCAUUGAAAAAGGGAGACAUUAUAUACAAAAGUAGAGACGAACCCAGCGGUUGGAGUUUAGCCAAACUUCUUGAUGGAAGCAAAGAAGGUUGGGUUCCGACUGCAUAUAUUACGGCAUGUAAAGGGAGUACAAAAAUAGCACCCACCCCGGUAGCAACAAAUAGCCCUGCAAACCAGGAAUCGAGCCUCUUUAGCAGUAGCAUCCCAACAGCGCAAGAAAAUGUGACAAUAGAAACUGUUCAAUCCACUGGUAAUGCAGAAAAUAGUCCCAUGGGAGAGUUUAGUGAUGGUUUGGCUUCCGCAUUGGCAGCAAGAGCGAACAAAAUGCGGACGGAAAGUGCUGACGAUGACAGUGAAGGAGAUGAAGAGGAUGAUUGGUAA
Messenger RNA from Saccharomyces eubayanus, 3789 nucleotides. RefSeq names its product myosin 3 (gene MYO3). The record is from RefSeq and is a predicted model, not a curated record. Gene Ontology annotation, biological process: endocytosis; vesicle transport along actin filament; actin filament organization. The transcript has a single exon. NCBI's taxonomy places the organism in Eukaryota, Fungi, Ascomycota, Saccharomycetes, Saccharomycetales, Saccharomycetaceae. Gene Ontology annotation, molecular function: microfilament motor activity; ATP binding; actin filament binding. The coding region runs from base 1 to 3789 and encodes 1262 amino acids. Gene Ontology annotation, cellular component: microvillus; vesicle; cell tip.